AUGGGGGAGCGGCCUGAGAAAGCCCACAGUGGGGGCAGGAGAUGUGAGAUGGAGCCUCAGAGAGUAGCUUUGCCCAAGGUUGCAGAGCUGGGAAGUAGGGAAGAGCAGCUACGGGACAACAACAACAACACCAACGACAACGACGACGACAACGACGACGACGACGACAACAACGAGGAGGACAACAACGACGACAACCACAACGACAACGACAACAACGAGAAGGACAACCACAACAACGACGACAACGACGACGACGACGACGACAACCACAACGACAAGGAGGACGACGACGACAACAAGGAGGACGACAACAAGGACCACGACGACGACAACAAGGACCACGACGACGACGACUACAACUACGACGACGACGACUACCACAACGACGACGACUACCACAACCACAACGACAACUACCACGACGGCGACCACGACGACCACCACCACCACCACGACUACCACGGUGCCUACCACUGUCACUACCACGACAACCACCACAACCACAGAAAGUGCAGCUGUCCCAGAGCCGCCAGUGUCCACUGCUGUCACCCCGAGCCCGGUUCCUCUCUUGUACCCUACACUUGUCCCGUCCCUGGUUGUGAUCCCGUUGCUGCUUAUCUGCAUCUGCUGCUACAAGAGGGUCAUCAAGGAGCCACCAUCAGCCCAGAAUCCAAAAAAACCAUGCCCUGUACAGACCACAGUGAUUGUCUCCCGCUGUGAGUGCCAAGAAGACAGGAUAAGCCAGAUGGAGGGAAAACUGGAUGUUUUUUAUAACUUUCUUCAGCGCUGCAGCCUGGUGCCAUUGAUGUGGUGUCCAUCCAGGGACAUGGGGAGGUGCAUCGACUAUGCCUUAGUGAAUCCUCACUGCCUGCCAAUGCUCUAUGGCUCAGAGACCUGCCUUCAACCCAGUCAAGAGUGCCUCCCCCUCGAUGUCUGCUGCUCACGUUGUCAACAUCCCCCGCCGAUAUGCUCUCAGCCACCAUCCAGGAUGCUACCGCUGAUCCCUCCCCCAGAGGUCUACAGAAGUACUAUGUCUCUCCCGCCCCCAUAGCUCAACAUCUAAAGAACUUAAAACUGAAAAUUAAGAGCCCCUUUUGUACCAAAUUAGACAUACAUAUAUAUAUAUAUAUAAUACAAUACAUAUAUUGUGUUUUGGAUUACAGUCAAAAGGAGCUGGAAUUAGUUUCUGAUCAGCAGGAGAGUUCCUUUCCUGGGGAGCACCGCUCCUCUGUAAGAGACACAACUGUACUCAUCUACCAGGACAAGACACCCUGGUAUCCUGUGGAUGUAGACAUGAUGAGUCCCAUUCCCACAAGACAGAUCUCCAUCUGUCUCCAAGGGUUGAGAUGCCUGGGGUGUUAGACGAAAUAUGCUCUUUCAAGAAAGCCCAAAAUAGCUGAUAUAUGGAAAUA
Molecule: messenger RNA, 1415 nt
Organism: Capra hircus (goat)
Lineage: Eukaryota; Metazoa; Chordata; Mammalia; Artiodactyla; Bovidae
Product: protein PFC0760c-like
Exons: 7
Coding region: 1-723 (240 amino acids)
Source: RefSeq, a predicted model, not a curated record